AGAGCCGCUCCCUCGGUGGGGAGGAGGAAUCGCGAUCCUGCCAGGCAGGCGGCCGUUGCUGAAAGGGGACUUCGGGGAGUUCAGGAUGACUCAGCAGGGAGCUGUUCUUCAGGGUUACAAUAAUGAACUAGUGAAAUGCAUUGAAGAUUUAUGUAUGCAAAAAGAAGAACUGAACAAACAAAUCCAGCAAGCAGAAGAAGAAAAGAGUAAACUCCAGCAUGAAAUCCAAGUCCUCAGUGAACAGCUGGAGUGUGUAUGUGAAAACCUGGCCCAAAAGGUGGCUUCACGGAAUGAGCUUGAUAAAAUACUUGCUGAAACUGAAGCUGCUUACAUGAAGAUUUUGGAUAGCUCUAGAACUUUACUUAAUGUCCUGAAGAAGGAAGUGGGAAGCUUAAAGCAUUCACCAGAUCUGAAAACCAAUGUAACGUGAAACAAUCAAAUGUUUGGACUCUGCAGUGCUAAAAUUCCACUAGAGGUGCUUGCCCUGCAGUUAGGUACCUCCCACAUGCAGUUUCUGUUAAUCACCUUACAGAAAUGGAGGUGAGUGGACUGGGGCUUCACCCUAAUUUUAAGGGUAGGGAAUAAAUAGAAGGUAUGGAUGUGAAGUCCUGGUUUGGGAUGACUGGAGCAUGAGGGGGUAUGAUAGAGAGAGAGGUGGAGUUUCUCAUAAUUUCUGUCUGCUCUAAGUGUACUUCUACUGAGCUACUGCCUACAGUUCUUCCUACCCAGUAAAUUAAAUUUUAGAAAUGCUCUGAGCGUCAUCUGAACUCUGGACUUUCUCCUCCUUCCUUUAAGCCCACUGACAGUCAGCAAAAGAGGCAACUUGUGUUUUGUUUUCUCUUUCUUUUAUUUCUUUCUGUUCUAACAGGAGGCUAUGGAAUCUGAGCCUUCUGUUUGCUGGGUAAGUGUGCUGCCAGGCUCACACAGGAUGCAGUGCUGUUGUUUCCUGUCCUGGUUCUUCUAUGAACAGUCCUCGAUGAACUGCUUGAGUUUUAUGAAGAACCUCAGGUUCUGUGUGUACUUAAUGUACUCUGUAUGUCAGAUUGACCUUGAGAGUUUAGGCAGAGGAUUGGCAGGUGUUUUGGCUCUUGGUGAAUGGAAGAGAUGUGUUUCCUUGGGCUAGGAAUUGUUCAGACCAGGAAGAGGAGACGUCUUCAAAUACCCAAAGAGCUGUGCAGUCAAACAGUGAAGCAAGCUGAAGUCUAAACCCAGAUGACUGGAUUUUGGAUUGCUGUUUCAGAAUUGAGAAUCAAUUCCAUCUAGGUCUUGGGGUACAAGUGUGUUCCACUCCAAAUCGAUUAAGUGGAUUAAGCUAAACUAGAACAAGGUGCUGGUAAUUCUGUAAAAAGGUCAUUCUGAAGAAUGUUAGCCAAAGGAUCAAAUGUCUACAGUUAAUUCAUCAUACAGAUGAGCCUUGUGCAGAAGACCAGUAUCUAUUACUCCUUAGAUGAUUUUGCCUGUUAGGAGAGAUUUGAGUGAUAAUAUGUAGCUUGUGGCAGUUACCUUAACUUUGAAUAGAUCCUAAAUUCUUCGGGUUUUAUGCAAGAACUAGACAAAACAGUUAUAAAAAUAACUUGUUUUAUUUUUAAAAUUUAUUUUCAGGAAUGAGCAUAGAAGUAUUAAUAAAUACUUUAGUAUUGAUUUAUUUGUGUGUGUUGGUGAUUUUUCUUAACAGAUGAAUAGGCAAGUUUUCCUAAAAUCAGAGUGCUCUCUUUGCUUUAAUGUACGUGUAUGUUUUUAAAUAUAGAUGUAAAUAUUUUCUUUUUUCUCUUUUGGGUGAAGGACAGACUAGCCUUUGAUUUAAUUUGUGCACCAAUUGCUUUGUCAGUGUCUGUUAUUUUACUGGGGUGGAGACAGGCACCAUGGCCACUUCUUGGGUGUCUGUUCUAUGCCUUUUUUUAAACUUGGGAUGGAUUUUUUUUGUUCUUUGCUGCUUAACUAUUUACAGAUAUGUCAGGGAUUUUAUUAAGUGCCCCAGAGUAGUCCUUGAUGGUUGUCUACCUCAGCUGGUUUCAGAUGAAGUUUGGUUCACUAUCUCUGUAAAAUCCAGCUACUUGCAUGUUAGGUGUUCAUAAAACAUGGAGAGGUUCAAGCUUGCAGAACAGGGAGCUAUAUGGUCAUUCAUAGCUCUAGCUUGUGGGGUUUGUGUGAAAAGUAGUUCAGUGUGUUCUGUAUUUA
Messenger RNA from Sturnus vulgaris (Common starling), 2178 nucleotides. The record is from RefSeq and is a predicted model, not a curated record. NCBI's taxonomy places the organism in Eukaryota, Metazoa, Chordata, Aves, Passeriformes, Sturnidae.